CGGCAGAGGGAGGAGGGAGAGACGGGUCCGGCCUGCCCCUGGGGCGGGGCGGUCGGUCGGGAAGACAACAACCCGAACCCGGCGGCACGAAGGAGCAGCUCGCUGCCGGAGGGAGCCGCGCCGAGUCCAGCCCAAGCAGCUUAGAUGUCCAUGAGGAGCCCUGCCUCUCCUCAGCUGGAGCUCAAUGGAGCUGGGAACAUGGUGAACUGUGCCAUUAAAACAGAGGAGAAGAACGAGAACUACUUCAAGUCUACACAGGGAGAGGCAACUAGUACCAGACUUGGUUCUGAGAAACUGCAGAAAUCGCCAUUACUGCUGUGUGAAGUCAAUGAUCCUCAAACCCUCCCGAAGGAAUCACCAUAUCUAGUGGACAAGGCAUUAGAUUCCAGUAACCCAUUUGGAACUACAGUUAACAAUCGGGAAAAAUUGGAUUUCAAUAAAAACCUAAAAGAAGUAAUGCCGACUAUUGAGAAGCUAUUGUCCAGUGACUGGAAAGAGAGACUUCUGGGGAAAAGUCCCAUGGAAACCAAAGAAGUGAAAGGAACUCAGGAAAGCCUGGCAGAAAAGGAGUUGCAGCUGUUGGUCAUGAUUAACCAGCUGUCCAUCCUGCGGGACCAGCUGUUGACGGCCCAUUCUGAGCAGAAGAACAUGGCAGCCAUGUUGUUUGAGAAACAGCAGCAACAGAUGGAGCUAGCCAGACAGCAGCAAGAACAGAUUGCCAAGCAACAGCAACAACUUAUCCAGCAACAACACAAGAUCAACUUGCUACAACAACAAAUCCAGCAGGUCAACAUGCCCUAUGUAAUGAUUCCAGCCUUUCCCCCCGGCCACCAGCCUCUUCCAGUCACCACAGAUCCUCAAAUGGCACUUCCCAUUCAGCCAAUCCCUUGCAAACCAGUUGAGUACCCCAUGCAACUGCUACACAGCCCCCCUCCUUCAGCACUGAAGAGACCUGCAAGUUCAGGCCACCUACAAAUCCAGGAGUCUUCACAGCCGCUGAACUUAACAGCAAAAUCCAAAGGCUCAGAGCUUCCCAAUUCUUCCAGCUCACCUAGUUUGAAGAUCAGCAACUGUCAGUCUCUUACUCCAAAUCAUGGACCUUCCCAGGAGCUGCAGACCAGCCCUCCCAGUCUUCCUCUAGGGUUCCUUGGAGAGGGGGACGCUAUCACCAAAGCAAUUCAGGAUGCCCGACAACUUUUGCACAACCAAAGCAGAGCAACAGAUGGCUCUCCAAAUCAUUCCUACAGGAAGGACCAUGCUAGCAUGGAUUCUUCACCUGCAAAAGAACAGAUAGAAGAAACAUCUUUGCAGAGACUGGAUGAAUCCGUGUUAACCUGUGAUGGGGAUGGGUCAAGGCAUUUCCCAGAAUCCAGAAACAACAAUCACAUAAAGCGCCCCAUGAAUGCAUUCAUGGUGUGGGCCAAGGAUGAGAGGCGCAAGAUUUUGCAGGCUUUCCCAGACAUGCACAAUUCAAGCAUCAGUAAGAUUCUAGGUUCUCGGUGGAAAUCCAUGUCAAACCAGGAGAAGCAGCCCUACUAUGAGGAACAGGCACGGCUCAGUCGUCAGCACCUGGAAAAGUAUCCCAAUUACAAAUAUAAGCCUCGCCCAAAGCGCACUUGCAUUGUAGAAGGGAAGCGGCUCCGUGUGGGUGAAUACAAGGCACUGAUGAGGAACCGGCGGCAAGACGCCAGGCAGGGCUACCUGAUUGCGCCGCAGGGCAGCCAGAGGCCACCCUCCUCUUCAGAUCUCAUGUACCAACAUUCGGUUGGAAUUCAGCUACCUCCACCCCUGAUGGAUCACUACUUGCCCCAUGGCAUGGAACCCAACAUGCCAGUCAUUAUCAACACGCGAAGCCUGAAGCCAGAGGAAGGGGAUGGGGAUGGGGCUGAGGACAGCCAUUUGGUGCCCGAUGGGGAGAUGUACCACUACAGUGAAGAGGAGGACUCAGAGGGCGAGGACAAGAGUGACAACGAGUUGGUGGUUCUCACAGACUGAGCCAAUGGUGUGUGCAGGGUGGGAUGGGGAUGAUGGGUAGGGCAUUUCUGGAAAUGGCUGGUGAGGAGUUCCAUCAACUUUUGAGGUCUUUUGAAAGAAGGAACUGGAUGGGAAGGAAGUCCUGGAGAGUUUCGUUCAGGCUGUCUGACUUGGGUAAGUCAGAGGCUACUCUAGACUCUCCUGCAUUGUGGUCAAAAGUGACUGAGAAAGGUGGCAGCCAAACCUGGAUGGUUGUACAGGGACUGCUCCAUCUAUAGAUGGUCACAGGUUCGAUCCUCCGUGGCUUCACUGGGAAAUAUAUUGUCCUGAAGGGUCAGAGUAGACAACACUGGAUUUGAUGGGACAGUGGUCUGGCUCAGUUUAAAGCAGCUUCAUCUGUGUUGAACACAAAGAUGAACGUGAAAAUAAUGAAGGGAGGCCAAUGUGUCUACUAAUCAUGCUCUUCCUUCUCUUUCUGUAUCUUGAAAACCUAGUGUGUAGCCAGCUCAACUGAGUCCUGUACCUGUUCACAGCCUGACCAGCUGCUCCAGCCUAUAGGAGCCCCACACAGUUGCCAGCAUUCAACCAAUCUCUCUGGGGCCUUUCCAGUUUGCAAAAACCAAAUAUCCGGGUGGAACACUUGUUCUCUCUUUGUUCCGGAUGUCAGCCAGUUUUGCUACACCCCCCCUUCACUUUGUCCUGUGUUUGUUUCUUUCUACUCCCACUGGCUCUGCCAGUAAAUUCCCAUGGAGCCAUUUUUAGCUCUGGACUUGAAUGAAUAACAACUGAGAGGUCCCAGAGGGGCCCUCUAUACCCUUGGCAGCCCUAGCCCAGCUUGUAAAUUAAGCCACUGCCCAUUUUCCCUCCUGUACUUGUUUGCUUGCCAGUUCUCAGUAUGCACAGCAGGAGAGGCGGCCCAGAGACAGUGGUGGCAGCAGCAGCAGCAGCAGCAGCAAUCUGACUAGCUUCUCAGAGGACAGAUCAUACAGCUUCUAGUGUAUUUGGGGGAGAAAGUGGGAAUUCCCUUUGGAGGUGACUGAAUGAGUUAUUCUGACUAUUAUAAGACUGGUAGGAUUAUCAAUCAUUUCUGAAAGUUCAUUCUCCCUCUUCCAAGAAACAUCAUAACUGCAACCCAAGUAAUCGCACAAAUACUCUUGAGUUUGAACACAUCUGUGUUCAAUAGUGUCUCCUGCAUCCCUCUUACCAAUUUAUUCUCUCCAUUAUCCUCUUUUGACAUUGGCACUAACACUCCUGGUAUUGAUUUAAAUUAGCUAAACCUGGGAUGGGCAGACAGUGGCACCUCCUGGUAGAUGCUUAGGAGAUCAGCAGGCUUUCUGACACCAAAAUGGCUUAACAGUAACAGCAGUGCUGAAAUGAGAGAAGCGUAGGGUAGGCAGGAGCAAACAUUUGUUGAAAGAGCCAAAAGUUCAGACACUUUUGAAAAACAAUUUUCUAAGUUCAUAACGUGCUUGGAGAUGCUAUGUUAAUUUAUUCUAAAUUACUUUCACCUUCCUCUGGUUACUAAGUCUUGGGGUCCUAAUUUAAAAAAAAGACAACAACCCAUAAACAAAAACAGAGUAGAUUGAAGAAACUUAAUUUGUUCUUUAAUCAAAUUGUUCAUGGCCAGUGAGUGAAGAAUGCUUAAUGUUAACAUAUGAAAAAUGGCUAGAAGGCCAGUGGCAUGGAAGGAGGUAAAGGGGAUGUGGAGUCCUUUUUCAAAAAAUGAGCGAGCAAAAGUGUGUGUUUGUGCACUUGCAUAUGUAUUUACACACAAUCCCUUUCCCCAUAUUUUGUCUUCACAUCAUCACACUUAGAUGACCAUUUUAAACUUUUUGUCCAUUUAAGCUGACCUUGACUUGUUCCCUAAUGAAUAUUGCUGCAGCAUAUAGUAGCAAAAUGCUUUAAAGUCUCAAUGUGGAAGGCUUUUGCUCCCUGCUGGAAGAAGCUGGAAUGGCACCAAGACAGCUAAAGUGGUGAAGGUCCGGCUUUACUUUGUCACAUCUAUGUAAUCUACUUUUUUUUGGUGGUGGGAGAGACAGGAAUAUAGCUUACUCCAUUUUUUGGAUGCAGGGCCAGCCAUAUUAAUGCAACCUAUAAAAGUUUAUCAGGGUGCAUGCAUACUGUAGCUUUUCAGUUUAGAUAAAUAAAAUGGAGCAGGAAAGGAAAAAAAAAGAAGAGGAAAAUUGUUUGAAUGGAAAUAUCUCAUUCCAAAACCACUGCCCACUUCCAUUUCUAAUAUGAAUGAGACCUAUUUGCAGGAAAAGCUCCAAGUCAUUUGCAAAACCAUUUCAAAAUGUCUUCUUAUGUGCAAAGUUAGGAAAACAGUAAAAAUUAAUCAUUUAUUUUCAUAAGAUACAAUGGGGACCAACCUUUCAUAAUCUUUCUUGCUGUAAAGGCACUGUGAGGAGAAAAGUAUGGUAUUCUCUUUUUUAAAAAAUUAAGACAACUGCUCUUGCACUUGACAAUAUAUACACAAAAUUCACAAAAGUCAAUACAUUAGGGAGCUUCCCAAUGAAACUGUUAAUGUGUCAUCUCCAUGAUUUCAUGUAAGACUAGUAAAGUUCCAGAAGGUAGCAUCAUCCAUGUUGUUUUCCAUGACUCUUUAUGCACUCUUUGUUUUGUAGGUGUGGAUAGAAAUAUGUGCCAUUGGAGCACAGUGGGAGUUGUCGUCUCUGGAGAAAGUGGAUGAUAUGUGCUAGCUGUGACUUUCUCUUUCAGAGAAUUAACAAAUAAGGAAAAUCCACCUAGCAAAUGUUCUACACAGGUAAUUACACUGAAUAGAUCAGGGUUGACUGGUGCUGGUUGUGAAAUUGACUGGAGAUUGAGCAUUCUCAAAUGAAAUUACUGGACUUAAAUCCUUAUCAGUAGCUAUGCUUACACAGAAGCAAGCUUAUCUUAAAUUUUCAUUCUGCUUGCUGUAGUUAAUUUUAAAGAUCAUGUUAUGAUAGAAUAGCACGACCAAAAGAUGGGGAAAAUCAAGUUGGCACAAAUCUGACUUGGUCUGGCAAUGAAAAUGGCUUUAGAAGUCAAGGAAAUUAAUAGCCAAAACCUGUUGAGAUUACAGUGGUGCCUCGACUUACAAACUUAUUUGGUUCCGGAACUAUGGUUGUAACUCGAAAUGGUCAUA
Molecule: messenger RNA, 5101 nt
Organism: Pogona vitticeps (central bearded dragon)
Lineage: Eukaryota; Metazoa; Chordata; Lepidosauria; Squamata; Agamidae
Gene: SOX13
Product: SRY-box transcription factor 13
Biological process (GO): cell fate commitment; regulation of transcription by RNA polymerase II
Cellular component (GO): nucleus
Molecular function (GO): RNA polymerase II cis-regulatory region sequence-specific DNA binding; DNA-binding transcription factor activity, RNA polymerase II-specific
Source: RefSeq, a predicted model, not a curated record